AUGUUGAAGGAACAGAAUGUCAGGGAAGUAUUUUAUGCUGAAGUGAGAAGAGAGGAAUCAGACAGCGACAGUGUGAGGGGUAGUGUGGCAAGACACGGGGGCAAAAUAAAGGAUGUUCUGCAAAGUGCAGCUGAUGAGAUGUGUGGCUCGACAAAGGGCCAGCUCGGCGUAUAUGGCCAGUAUUCUCUUGUGUUUUAUGCUGAUGAGAUGUCAUUAGACACCUCGGAUAAUAAAGAGGAAUUUUUACUGGAAUGCAACGGUGAUUAUGAUCCUGAAAAAGAGAUAGAUCUCAGUGAAGACAAUAGUAAUUGUGAAUAUAGCAAACAGGUUUUUGAUAAAAUCAAACUUACAUACCCAAAGAAAGCUAGACUACCUAUUUGGGUUCAGUGCCAACUCAUAUUGGAGAAAUAUUAUGUACACAUCAUUGCAGGUCCUCCUAAAGGUGAGAAGGCAGAGAGAGAUCAUUCAGGAGAACCAAAAGAUGGAGAGUCUUCAACAAAACAUGAGGAAGAUUUCUUGGGAUUUUCUCCAUCUGCAGACAAAAGUAAGGCAGAUGUGCUGAUCAGUCGAGCAGAUAUAGCACAGGCCAAUGCUAUGGCUCGUCAGCUUCAUGUGUUCAAACCCGGAAUAGAUUUUGUUCCUGGAUCAAGAUUAGAAGUGCUGGAGUCUCGGGAUAAUAAUUGGUACCAAUGCAAAAUUGUAGAAGUGGACUGGGGGGAACUAGACAUCCUGGUUCACUAUGAACGCUGGUCUAAUCGGUUUGAUGAAUGGCUCAAAAUGGACUCCACUAGAAUUAGGCCAAUGAUUCGCAGUUCACUAAGGAAAGAUAGGAGGAGCAGUCAUUUUCGUGUUGGAGAUAAAGUAACUGCACGUUGGGCUGCUGAUGGCAAACGCUACCACGCUCGAAUUACUAAAUCAUUAGGAGAUGAUCAGUAUGAGGUCCUGUUUUUUGAUGGAGUGGCAAAAAUUCUUCGCUCUGGAGCACUUACAAAAGUCAUUUUGCUUUAUUCUUGUAAAUAA
Homarus americanus (American lobster) is the source of this 1020-nucleotide messenger RNA. RefSeq lists its product as uncharacterized. The coding region runs from base 1 to 1020 and encodes 339 amino acids. The record is from RefSeq and is a predicted model, not a curated record. Gene Ontology annotation, cellular component: NSL complex. Lineage: Eukaryota; Metazoa; Arthropoda; Malacostraca; Decapoda; Nephropidae. The transcript has 8 exons. Gene Ontology annotation, biological process: regulation of transcription by RNA polymerase II.